Molecule: messenger RNA, 2396 nt
Organism: Periophthalmus magnuspinnatus
Lineage: Eukaryota; Metazoa; Chordata; Actinopteri; Gobiiformes; Gobiidae
Product: lipid scramblase CLPTM1L-like
Exons: 17
Coding region: 80-1663 (527 amino acids)
Cellular component (GO): endomembrane system; membrane
Source: RefSeq, a predicted model, not a curated record
AGCGGUGUCGUGUUCAGCUCCAGAGACAGUAUUCACUCUUCAUAUUAGUUGUAGGUUAUAUCUAUCUUUAUAUUUAUCCAUGUUUCCAUCUUGUUAUUCCAAACCGUCAGGAAAUGGCGGGAAGAAGAGCUCGUGGGCUAAGCUUUUGCUCGGUGUAUUCAUUGUGUACAUGCUGCACACCGCAUGGCUGCUCUAUAGUUUCCUCAACAACAAGCCCUGCGACGGAGGAGAGCACUGCAUCAGCUCCUACCUGACUGCAAGACCCAGGUUACAGCUGAGUGUAUUCACUUGUCUCAUACCAGACAACAGUCAGCUUAAUCUAGCUCUUAAAAUUGACCCAUUUAAUCCACAAUCUUUAUUUGAAAGACAGGUUGCUGUAUCAGUGCCAGAGGAAACCCGGGCUAAUGGUAGCUUGUAUGCUGUGGUGUAUGUGCACAAAUCUGGAGUUUCCCCCUUAGAAGACAAUAAAGAAGUCCACUACUCAGCCAAGCUCACCACCUACUUUACUGCAGCAGGAUCAGAGGAAGACAAGAGGAGGACAUCACAUAAACCAAAGUCUGUAUCGCACUGGAGACCCCAUCUGUCCAUUAUAAUGAUGUCUGAAAGUUUCUCGUUCAAUAAAGGAGGUGUUCCCAGUGAUGUGCGUCGCUUCAUGAGAGUCUCUAAGAAUGAAAGACAGGUCACUUACCUUCCUCUUCUACUGGUGAAUGAGCUCAGCUUCAGAGUCAGAGACCUCAUGGAAAUUAAUCGCAGCUCAGUGCAGCUCCCUCUCACUGUGUCUUAUGAGGGCAUUUCUUUGAGGAGAUUCAGGUUUUUGGUGCAAUUACAAGACAUGAUUUAUUCUCUUCGACAAUUUGGCUUUACAGAAGAAAACAUUGAUGAAAUUAAAGAAACACUUGUAGGGUCAAACUUCUACCUGUUAGUGCUGACUGCAUUUAUCACAUCUCUACAGCUUGUAUGUGAAUUUUUAGCUCUUAAAAAUGACAUAAGCUCAUGGAGGGGGAAGAGCAGCAUGGCAGGGGUGUCCAGAAAGACUGCUCUGUGGCGCAGUCUCAGUACAUUGCUGAUAUUUAUGCACCUGCUUGAGGAGACCAGCCUCCUGGUGCUGGUCCCCAUUGGUCUGGGAGCAUUUGUAGAGGUGUGGAAGGUUUUCAAAGUUUAUAAAAUCAAACUGCAGUGGAAAGGUUUAACUGUAAACAAAAUGGACGAUGAAGAAAAGAAAACAGUGGAGUAUGAUACACAGGUUUCCAGAUAUUUGUCCUACUUGGUCUAUCCUCUGUGUAUCAGUGGAGCUAUUUUCUCACUGGCCUACUUACGACAGAAGUGUUACUUUUCCUGGUUGCUUAACACACUGGUGACUGGUGUGUAUGCGCUGUGCUUCUUGUCCAUGGCUCCACAGCUCUUCAUCAAUCACAAGCUGAAGUCUGUGAGCCACCUGCAGGGGGCAGUGUUGGUGUACAGAGGGUUCAAUACGCUUAUAUCAGACCUGUGUUACGCCGUCUCCUUUUACAACCCUUCGCUCUCCCUCACUUCCUCUCACCAACUCUGCUGCUUCAGAGAUGAGGUUUUCCUUCUGCUUUAUCUCUACCAACGCAGGAAAUAUGGCUUAAAAUCUAGAAGACGAGACUCUGGGGCACACAGCAAGAAACUGAAGACUCAGUGAGGUCAAAAUUACAGACAGGAAAUUAAUCCAAUGAAAGUAAUUUAAAACGCAACAACUAUUUAGAAUUACUUCAUUUAUCAUUUCACAUUUCCAGCUUUAUUUAUGAAAGAAAUCCACUAUAUAAUUAUUACUGCUUGGUUUACAUCAAGGCAGAUAUGGCAAAAUAUGUUGUAAUAUUCUUUACUGUCAUUAUUAUGGUGACCACCUCAAAUAGUAGAAAAAUAGGGACAAGCUGUUGAAUGUGCUGGGACAUGGAAGAAUGGACUUUGGGCUCUUUAUCUGCAAUAACACUAUAUGAUUUUCAAUUUGUAUCUACUGAAAGAGGGAGAGAUUGGUUUUAAUAGCAAUAGCCAACAUAUUACAACCCUAAAAGCCAGUACUCCCAAAAGUUUAGAUUUAUUGUAUGUAUGUAAAUCUCAUUUUUAUUAUAAUUCAUGUGACAUUAAUGGAAAAAUUGAGACAUGAAGUGAGAUGAGGGACAGGGGCCUAAAUGGCUGUGCAGGACAACCAAAAGAGUGGCAGGUGGUCACCCAAUCAUUACAUUUUUAUCACUAUCAUGGACUGAAUCAUAUGGUUUGCUUUGUACAAAAAAAUGCAUGUGAAGAAAAACAUCUGCAGUUCAUGGACAGAUACAAACUAGAACUGAAAUAUGUAAAUAAUUUCAACUGUUGCAUUUGUUCUUUCAGAGUGGUUUAAGUUUAUGACAAAAAAAAUAAAAGCUCCUUACAGCGUG